GUACACAACAAGCCCAUCACAGGCAUUAGCUGGACACACUCGCACCUGGUAUACACAUACUGUGUAGAGAAGCUGCCCAAUGAAAAGUACCGAAAUGCCAUCUGCGCCACAGACCUCCGCACAGGACGUGUGCACACAGUGAGAAGCAAUAAGCACACCGAAAGUGCAGGCAUCACCGGCUUAUCCUUUAGUCCCAGCUGCAG
Sphaeroforma arctica JP610 is the source of this 203-nucleotide messenger RNA. RefSeq lists its product as hypothetical. The annotation marks the transcript as partial. The record is from RefSeq and is a predicted model, not a curated record. Lineage: Eukaryota; Ichthyosporea; Ichthyophonida. The transcript has a single exon.